Xenia sp. Carnegie-2017 is the source of this 1461-nucleotide messenger RNA. RefSeq lists its product as uncharacterized. The transcript is spliced from 2 exons. The coding region runs from base 1 to 1461 and encodes 486 amino acids. The record is from RefSeq and is a predicted model, not a curated record. Lineage: Eukaryota; Metazoa; Cnidaria; Anthozoa; Malacalcyonacea; Xeniidae.
AUGCGAGAUAUGUAUAAACCAACACAGCAUCUACCACCAUUGGGACGUUCUGAUCACAAUUGCCUUCUAUUAGUGCCAAAACAGAAAGAAAAAGCACCAACAAUUCCCAGAAAGGUAAGACUCUUAUCACCUGGAAAAGUAAAUGUCUUAUGCAGAAAACUUAUUCUUGAAGAUUGGUCGGAGGUCUUUAAUGUAGAAGAUGUAAAUGAAAAAGUAAAUGCUUUUACCUCAAUGAUGCUUAGUAUUAUGGAUGAAACUAUUCCUGAAAAAACAGUACGAAUGCAUACUUCAGAUAAACCUUGGAUGACAAGCUUUAUAAAAUCAAAGAUCAAAGCCAGACAACGUGCUUUCUCAUGUAAUAAUCAAGCACGUUAUGAAAAACUAUGUUCUGAUGUCUCAAAACUUAUAAACAACGCCAAAAUUUCAUAUUACAAACGAAAAGCAAAAGACUUUCGUACGACUAGCCCUCAAAAAUGGUAUAAAUCAAUCUUCUUAAUGUUGGGAAUUAAUAACGGGAAUAAUGUAAAAAGAAAUGUUUACGAUGAAAAUGUACUGGAACUAGCUGAAAAAUUACAACAAGUCUUUACAAAACCUUGGUUAAACCAAUUACCCAACUACGAAAUUGAAGAUAACUUGAUCAACCAAACGCUUAAGGAUAUUAAACCUCCUUUACCAUCUAUUGGACAGGUCAAGAGCUGUCUACAGCACCUAAAUCCUAGAAAAGCAACAGGUGAUGACAAAAUUCCGGCAUGGAUACUUAAACGUUUUUGCGAAGAUCUUGCACCAGUCGUACACAAUAUAGUCACCACAAGUAUAAAACAAUGCAAGUACCCCAGCCAAUAUAAACAUGCACUAAUAACUCCAGUUGCUAAAGUUAAUAAUCCAAGCAAUGUUGAAAAUGACUUCAGACCUAUAUCUGUCCUUCCUCAAAUGGCUAAAGUAAUAGACAAACUUCAACUCCAUUUGAAUAAAUCAGAUUUCAAAAUAAAGACUAACCAACAUGCCUUUACUCAUGGCCGAUCUACUGUAUCUGCUCUAAUAUCUAUGACACAAAAUUGGUAUAAUGCAACAGAUAAUUCUCAAUUAGGAAGAACGCAACAAGUCAACCUACAAGGAGCCAUGUCAUCCAUCCAACCUUGCUCUUUGGGCGUGCCACAAGGCGCUGUCAUAUCACCAGUGCUCUUUAAUGUAUAUAUAAAUGAUUUAAAGGACAAUAUUCCUAAAGAAAUAGAUGCUAAUACAUGUAAAUAUGCGGAUGAUUGCACUCAGAACCAGAUUGUUGAAAGAGGUGAAUGCAGUUCCAUGCAAAAAGUAAUCGACGAAUUACGGAAAUGGGCUGAUAAUAACAGAAUGGCUCUGAAUCCGAAAAAAAACAAAGGAUAUGUGGAUAUGCUUUACGGACUCAAUACAAGAACCACCCUCCCUAUUUAUUGGAGAAGAAGAAAUAAAAAGAGUUACUAA